AUGUUCAGGGCACUCUAUGAAAAGGCAAGACCGUCUAAGGAUGGGCUUGAAACAAACAGCUCUCAGGGUGAUUCUGAAACCGAAGGUUUUCUAUCAUCGCGGGAUACAUCUACAACAGAUCCAGACUGGGUAACCAGAUCGUGGAACAGUGCAUUGCUCUGGAGGAUCACCACGGGUUUCUUGGCUUUCGCGUUAUUCAUCUCGAUAUUUGAAGGCUGGAAAAUUGGCUUCAGGAAUGAUUACGAGACUGGGUUCAGAACUGAGCUUCAACCUGCAACGUCGGCCAUCAAAAUUCACAAGAAGAAAUUCUGGGGUGGGAUUAUCGUGAAUGACACAAAUCAGUUCGAGGUGAUUCUAGACCCAAACGAUAAGCGCUACACCGGUCACCCAACCCCUCAGCUAGAUGAAAAUUGGGAUAUCCUGGUUGGUGGAUAUGUACCUCUUACGAGGCAAGAGGCCGCAGAUAUCGAGGGUGGUGUCUCAGGGGAUGAUGGAAAAUUCAAUGUCGUCCCCACAGUACGACACAAUCUCCAUUGCCUGAAUUAUCUUCGAAAGGUUGCUUAUGACAAGUGGUAUCCCGUAAUUCACGAGGAACGAGAUAACAUUCCCUUGUUUACGCAGCACGUUGACCAUUGUGUUGAAACACUCAGGCAGAGCCUUCAGUGUAGUGCCGACUUAACGCCAGUCCCUCACAUGUGGGCUGAAGGAAAGCAGAUGUUUAUAGCUAAUACUAUGCUAGAACACACUUGUAGAGACUACCAGGCUAUCAUGGACUGGCAAGAUAGCCGGGAGGGUUCAUGGACCAUUGCAGAUAAUCACUAA
Molecule: messenger RNA, 822 nt
Organism: Xylaria bambusicola
Lineage: Eukaryota; Fungi; Ascomycota; Sordariomycetes; Xylariales; Xylariaceae
Exons: 4
Coding region: 1-822 (273 amino acids)
Biological process (GO): mycotoxin biosynthetic process
Source: RefSeq, a predicted model, not a curated record